Messenger RNA from Balaenoptera musculus (blue whale), 1886 nucleotides. RefSeq names its product beta-1,3-galactosyltransferase 1 (gene B3GALT1). Gene Ontology annotation, cellular component: membrane. NCBI's taxonomy places the organism in Eukaryota, Metazoa, Chordata, Mammalia, Artiodactyla, Balaenopteridae. Gene Ontology annotation, molecular function: N-acetyl-beta-D-glucosaminide beta-(1,3)-galactosyltransferase activity. The transcript is spliced from 2 exons. The coding region runs from base 250 to 1230 and encodes 326 amino acids. The record is from RefSeq and is a predicted model, not a curated record.
AAGCAAGGUUGGUCCAACAGAGUUAAGAGGAAGAUUUAUGAGGCAUGGAUUCUUGCAUCAGAUUUGGAGAAAAGUAGAGUGAAUACAGAGAUGCCAGACGGCCACUGAGACCCAUGGACAGUCCCGCACUCACGCUUCUCUGUCGAACUUUAAGAUUUACUAGUAAUAUGCUACCUUUGCCAAAUGAAAAGAAACUAAUGCCAAGAAGGCAUACUCUUCAAUAUUGGGAAUAGACGUGCUCUCAAGACAAUGGCUUCAAAGGUCUCCUGUUUAUACGUUUUGACAGUCGUGUGCUGGGCCAGCGCUCUCUGGUACUUGAGUGUAACUCGCCCUACUUCUUCCUACACUGGCUCCAAGCCAUUCAGCCAUCUAACAGUUGCCAGGAAAAACUUCACCUUUGGCAACAUAAGAACUCGACCCAUAAACCCCCAUUCUUUUGAAUUUCUUAUAAAUGAGCCCAACAAAUGUGAGAAAAACAUUCCUUUCCUCGUUAUCCUCAUCAGCACCACCCAUAAAGAAUUCGAUGCCCGGCAGGCGAUCCGAGAGACCUGGGGGGAUGAGAACAACUUUAAAGGGAUCAAGAUAGCCACUCUCUUCCUCCUGGGCAAGAACGCUGAUCCCGUUCUCAAUCAGAUGGUGGAGCAAGAGAGCCAGAUCUUUCACGACAUUAUCGUGGAGGACUUCAUUGAUUCCUACCAUAACCUAACCCUCAAAACCUUAAUGGGGAUGAGGUGGGUGGCCACUUUUUGUUCCAAAGCCAAGUAUGUCAUGAAAACAGACAGCGACAUUUUUGUCAACAUGGACAACCUUAUUUAUAAACUACUAAAACCCUCCACCAAGCCAAGAAGAAGGUAUUUUACUGGCUAUGUUAUCAAUGGAGGGCCAAUCCGAGACGUCCGCAGUAAGUGGUAUAUGCCCAGGGAUUUGUACCCUGACAGUAACUACCCACCCUUCUGCUCGGGGACUGGCUAUAUCUUUUCAGCUGAUGUGGCUGAACUCAUUUACAAGACCUCACUCCACACCAGGCUGCUUCACCUGGAAGAUGUAUAUGUGGGACUGUGUCUUCGAAAACUGGGCAUCCAUCCUUUCCAGAACAGUGGCUUCAAUCACUGGAAGAUGGCCUACAGUUUGUGUAGGUAUCGCCGGGUUAUCACCGUGCAUCAGAUCUCUCCAGAAGAAAUGCACAGAAUCUGGAAUGACAUGUCAAGCAAGAAACAUCUCAGAUGUUAGGAUUUUUACCAGUGUAAAUACGUUUCUUUUCUUUUUUUAAGAAAUGAGGCCUAGGGUGUAGGUGUUUUACAGGUGUCACCAGAGGAAACGAACUGGUGAAGGGGUUUUGUAAAAAGUGUUUUUCUUCCCACUCCUAGUUCCUUUCUUGGAUUGCCAAUUUACACGUGUUAAGCUCUGCUCAUAGAAAUAAUACAUGAGUUAAAAGGGCCAGAUUUCAUUCUCAGGUCCUGAAGUAUUGCAUUUAUCUCAAAAAGCAACUUCCUAACAACUGCUAGGAUUUACGUACUGUGCAUCUGAGAUAAAAAUCUGGUUCUGGGAAACUAGAACUCACGGUAAUGUCUUCAUAUCCUCUCUGCAAAAGUAAAUAAAGUAAAUAACACUUUUUCAAAAACAAUUCAGAAAUAAUGCACAGUCAGGGAGACACACUGGAUGUGAUUAUUAAUAUUGUGUGUGCUGUUACAUUGAAUUUUUACAUAUAUUGCCAUGUAAUGUGUACAGUAUUUGCAGUUCCACCAAGAAAUGAACUUAGUACUGGCAGGGAGGCUGCAGUUAAAUAAAUGGGAAUUUAAACUUGAGAAUUAAAUAUUCUGUAUAUUUGGAAGACAACUCUGCUUGCUCGUCCAAGGAUUAAACCUGGUCAGCGGGUAGAAAGUAUA